Molecule: messenger RNA, 1086 nt
Organism: Anastrepha obliqua
Lineage: Eukaryota; Metazoa; Arthropoda; Insecta; Diptera; Tephritidae
Product: brachyurin
Exons: 1
Coding region: 135-1061 (308 amino acids)
Biological process (GO): proteolysis
Molecular function (GO): serine-type endopeptidase activity
Source: RefSeq, a predicted model, not a curated record
UUGCUUCAAAGAAAUCUUUAAUAAAUUCAAAAUUUGUUUAAAGAAAAAAGUGCACGCUAAAGUGAAAGAGUGUAGACAAAAAAGAAAAAAACAAACAGUUGGCGCAAAAUAGAUUGCAAACAGUUGAAGGAAAAAUGAGUUUACAAAGAACAUUACUUGCAGUGCUGAGCAGUUAUGUCGCGUUGUGCACCCUCAUGAGUCCAUCCCAAGUGCAUGGCUAUUCCAUUGGUCAAUCGAAAUUCGGACGUAUAGAAAAGUUUCCCUACCAGGUGAUGUUAAUUGGCAAGCAGUUGUGGCGAAAACGCAUCCUUUGUGGUGGCACUUUGCUCGAUCAGCGCUGGAUACUCACCGCUGGACACUGCACUAUGGGCGUCACACACUUUGACAUCUACCUGGGUGCACUCACUAUCGAAGAUACCGCUGAAAUGGGGAGUCUCGUGCUGCGAUCCAACAAAUUCAUCGUGCACGAACGCUUUAAUCCCGAAACAGCUGCCAAUGACAUCGCACUCGUUAAGCUGCCUAUGGAUGUGGCCUUCACACAGCGCAUACAACCCGCCUCCCUGCCGUAUACUAACCGCAAUGACCUAUUGACCGGCGCCAAAGUGGUAGCUACUGGCUGGGGUGCCAACAAUGAAAUGUCUAACUACAAUCCCAUGCAAUUCACCGAACUGCGUGUGAUCUCAAACACGGAGUGUGCCCAUGAAUUCGACGUGGUCACGGAUGGGGUGCUGUGUGCAAAAGGUUUGCGCGAUGAAACCGUUUGCUCUGGUGAUUCCGGUGGCCCAUUGGUGCUGAAGAACACCCAAAUGGUAGUGGGCAUCACAAGUUUUGGACCUGCCGAUGGUUGUGAGACAAAUGUACCGGGUGGAUUCACACGUGUCACUCAUUACCUGGAUUGGAUCGAAAUGAAAACGGGGAAAAAGGGUACAAAAGCAGAACAACAAGGGCAACGACCACAGGCACCCUUAAUGCAACGUUUACAAAAGCUGUCACAUAGUUCACAAGCGCAAGCGCCAACGCCAAUGCGAAGUGCGGUGCGAGUUAACGAUAAUGUGGUGUAACUUAGUUAGCACAGCACCAGCGAUG